Nerophis lumbriciformis (worm pipefish) is the source of this 2048-nucleotide messenger RNA. It is a transcript of the gene nme9, whose product is annotated as NME/NM23 family member 9. The record is from RefSeq and is a predicted model, not a curated record. NCBI's taxonomy places the organism in Eukaryota, Metazoa, Chordata, Actinopteri, Syngnathiformes, Syngnathidae. Gene Ontology annotation, biological process: UTP biosynthetic process; CTP biosynthetic process; GTP biosynthetic process. Gene Ontology annotation, molecular function: nucleoside diphosphate kinase activity.
CAGCAACAAGUCACUUUCACUCCAUUUGUUCCCAUUGGCCUAUAGAAAUUACGGCAAACUUGGGAAAAUGACGGGCAAGAAGAAAGAGGCGACUUUGCAGGUUUCUGUCAUUAACCAAGAGCAGUGGGAGGAGGUUCUUGCAACCAAAGGCUUAGCAGUUGUGGAUGUUUACCAACAAUGGUGUGGUCCCUGUCGAGCUGUGCUUAGUCUCCUACGAAAAAUAAAGAAUGAACUCGGGGACGACCUCUUACAUUUUGCCACUGCCGAGGCAGACAGCAUUGAUGCACUGGAGAAAUAUAGAGGAAAGUGUGAACCCACCUUCCUUUUUUAUGGGGGUGGGGAGCUGGUGGCUAUGCUGCGAGGGGCCAAUGCUCCUCUCCUUCAGAGGAUGAUCGUAGAAGAACUGGCAAAGGAGAAGUCAGUGCUGGAGCAAGGCGGUGAACGUAAAGUAAUAAAUUAUGUCCUGGAUAAUGAGAAGAUAGAAGAGGAGGUUGUGCAUCUUCAUUCUGAGGAUGGAGAAAACAUAAUAGUUCCUGCCAGUAAGUCCUACACUGUCGCCAUCAUCAAACCGGAUGUAGUGGCUCACGGCAAGGUUACUGAGAUCAUUAUGAAGAUUCAAGACGCAGGGUUUGAAAUCCUGGCCCAUGAUGAACGUUUGCUCACUGAAGUGCAGGCGCGAGAAUUUUACCAGCACAAAAGCACAGAGGAUUGUUUUGAAGACCUGGUGCAAUUUAUGUCCAGCGGGCCCUCCCACAUUCUGGUGCUUUGUCAGCUUGGGGACUCAGCCAGUGUGGUGCAAGCCUGGCUUGACUUCAUCGGCCCUACAAACAUAGAAGAAGCCAUGAGAGAGAAGCCAGAAAGCUUGAGGGCACAAUACGGCACACAGACGCUGUUCAACGCAGUGCAUGGCAGCGAGGACAGCGACCGGGCCAGCAGGGAGCUUGCUUUCUUCUUCCCCAACAUUAGCACAGCCUCGGGAACGGAGCAGGAUGCGGAGGAAGAGCGUGUAGAGAGGACGCUGGCUCUCAUCCGGCCUGACGUUGCCAGGGAAAACAGAGAGGAGAUUAUGGACCGGAUAAACAAGUCGGGCUUCAAAGUAUCUCUCCAAAGAGAAACGUUGCUUACAGAAGAGCAAGUCAGACAGUUUUACGUCCAACGUAUUGAGAAGGAUUACUUUCCUGCACUGCUGCAAAGCAUGACCAGAGGACCAGUGCUGGCUUUGGCUCUCACCAGAGAAGAUGCUGUACAACAGUGGAAAGACAUGCUUGGUCCUUCUGAUGUUACAAGAGCUAAGGAGGAGAACCCUGAAUGUCUUAGGGCCCAGUUUGCUGUGGGAGAGCAUCUAAUCAAUCAGCUGCAUGGUAGCGAAAGUGUUGAGGAGGCCUACCGGGAAAUCACCUUCUUCUUCCCUGUACAGCAAACGCUGGCGGUGAUCAAACCCGACACCAUGGAGGAACACAAAGAAAAGAUUUUGGAGGAGAUCCGUGAAAGAGGGUUCUCAGUCAGCCGUCUGGAGGAGAAGCUCCUGUCCAGGGAGACAGCAGAGGUGUUUUACGAAAAACACAGAGACCAGCCUUUCUUCAACCAGCUGGUGGAGUUCAUGUGUGGGAGUACCUGUCUGAUGAUGGUCUUGGAAAAGGAGAAUGCUGUGGAAGAGUGGAGAGCUAUGAUGGGCCCCACAGAUCCCGACCAAGCUAAGGUGAUAUCCCCGAACUCUCUGAGGGCUCGCUUGGCCUCUGAUGUCCUCCACAACUGUGUGCACGGCUCAUCAAGUCAGCAUCACGCCGAGGAGGAGAUUAAAUUAGUCUUCGGUUGCAUGCCAGAGCUCACAGAUGAAGACAGUUUAGAUGAAAAGACAACAGGUCCACAUGAUGUCUCUCCUGAGAACUAUCAACAUCAUCAAGAAGAACAUGAAUCAAAUACACACCGUCUUCAAGCUGGAGUAAAUGGAGGUCAUGAAGAAGCAUCACGAUGAUUCCCCGCACUUUUCUUAUCUUCGACAUUCAGCCAUGAAAUCAUGAAAUAAACCUGACGAGAGGUCCUCAAUA